Molecule: messenger RNA, 954 nt
Organism: Radiomyces spectabilis
Lineage: Eukaryota; Fungi; Mucoromycota; Mucoromycetes; Mucorales; Radiomycetaceae
Product: tRNA-guanine(15) transglycosylase-like protein
Exons: 5
Coding region: 1-954 (317 amino acids)
Molecular function (GO): pentosyltransferase activity
Source: RefSeq, a predicted model, not a curated record
AUGCGUGAUCCGUUGAAAUCGGUGCCGAUUUCAUUCAAUACCGAUAAAUAUCUUUCGGUCGAUACGCACGGCGGUGUUCGUCAAGUGACGCCAGAUGUCUGGGCUCAAGCCAUGGAAGCCUACCAGCCUGAUCUUUGUGCCAGCAUGUGCGAUUUCGUCACCGACGAAGACGCUAAAUUAAAACGAAUCAAACGUUCAGUCGAUCGCACUUUGCGUUGGUUAGACACAUGUAAAUCAAAAGCCGACAGCCUGGAAAUCCCACUGUUCGCUCCAGUUGUGGGCAGCGACAGCGCCGAAGAACGCAAACGAUCGGCUAUUGAAACCGCACAACGUGAUGUGCAAGGUUUCAUUCUGAACGUGUUUGGUUUAAAAAACGAAGAUUUGGAGUCACUGAUCCGAGCCUCGGUCGAUCAGCUGCCUGCCUCCAAGCCUCGAUUGGCGUACGGAUUGGCCACACCAGAAAACAUCCUGCGAGGAGUUGCCAAUGGAAUUGAUCUUUUUGAUGGCAGUUACGCAUACAAGGUGACCCAGAGAGGCCACGCGAUCACUUUCAAGUUUGGCGAUCAGUUAACAGAGUCCAGCAAAGACAAGCAAGCCAAGACCCUCAGCUUAUGGAGAACCGAGCUCAACCGAUCCUUUGAGCCUCUGGAUGCAUCCUGUGGAUGCUACAGUUGUACUGCCCCCCACACCAAAGCUUAUAUCCAUCAUUUACUCAAUGCGCACGAAAUGUUGGGACCGCUGCUGCUAAUGAGUCAUAAUUUGCAUCAGCUUCACGAAUUCAUGGCUUCCAUUCGCCGUAGUAUCGAAGGCAAUCGAUUCGAUCAAGAUGUAGAAGCUUUCCUGAAACACUACGAGCAGGACAAGGAUGCCAAAAAGGAUGAAGAGCACAGUGAUGAGAUCGAUGCCGAAUCACUGGGCGUACCGUUGAAAAAGAAACGCACACUUUUGUUAUAG